CGGGUUUUAUCUGGUGUCAUGUGACCCGUGCUCAGCCAUCUUGUGGAAAACGAAGAGAGAGAGCCACACACACAACCCGCAUACAAAUCCUGUGCUGUCAGAUCAAGUACAGAAUUUAGAGAAGAAUGGCAGAAACCCAGACACUCAACUUUGGACCAGAAUGGCUCCGAGCCCUGUCUGGAGGGGGUGGUGGCAGCAGUGGAGGUGGAAGCAGCAACUCUGUCUCUUCCCCUCCACUUUCACCUGCGUUGCCAAAGUACAAACUUGCAGACUAUCGCUAUGGGAGAGAAGAAAUGUUAGCACUUUAUAUAAAGGAUAACAAAAUUCCUAUAGACCUACAUGACAAGGAGUUCCUUCCCAUUUUGCAAGAGGAGCCUUUACCACCUCUGGCCCUCGUAUCUUUUACAGAGGAGGAACAGAGAAAUUUUUCCAUGUCUGUAAACAGUGCAGCUGUACUUCGACUGACAGGUCGCGGAAGUGGUCCGAUAGUAGGGGCACCAAGAGGUCGAAGUACAUCAAGGGGAAGAGGUCGGGGAAGAGGUGAUGGAGGAUUUUACCAAAGAAGUUUUGAUGAUGUAGAAGGGUUUGGCCGUGGAGGGCGAGAGAUGCAUCGUUCUCAGAGUUGGGAAGAAAGGGCAGAUAGAAGGUUUGAUAAACCAGGCAGAAAAGAACCAGAUGCUGCUCCUGGACAUUUCCAGAUUAAUCAUGUCCGGGGGAACUAUGAGGAGGCUGGGACAGGCAUACCAAGGAAGCAUGACUUCAUACGCUCUGAGAGUGAGAACUGGCGCACUUCUCGUGAUGAUCAGAACGGUGAGGAUGAUGAGGGGGGUUGGCGCCUGGCAGGUUCUCGACGGGACAGUGACCGCUGGUGCCCCCCAAGCCCAGAUGGACCUCGCUCAGCUGGGUGGCGGGAACACCCAGAUCAACGGCGGCGUUUCCCGUUUGAUGCCAGGGACGAAGAGCGUGGCUACAGGAGGCCACGGUCAGGCAGUGGAAGCCUGGAGGAUGAAAGGGACAGCCUCCCAGAAUGGUGUCUGGAGGAUGCUGAAGAGGAGGCUGGUACUUUUGACUCUUCGGGGGCAUUCUUGUCACUCAAAAAGGCCUCAAAGGAGCCCAUUAUGGAAGAAGCAGAACUGGACUUAAAGCCAGAUGAGUGUGAAGAGGGUCUGGAGGAGGAUGAGUGUCGACUACAAGAGUCCAAAGAAAUAGAAACUGAAGCCAAGAGGGAGACUGACCGAAAAGAAUUGCCUCGAGUGCAAGAAGAGGCACCACCUGUUGUGUCACCUGUUGCCACCCCCAUCUUGGAGCCAGCUGUUGUCCAGUCAUUAUCCCAGUCCCAACCUGCUAGGAUAGAUGAGCCUGAGAGGCCAGCUGAGCGGACAGACAGACUUCCUCCACUUGAGCUCCCACCCGAGCCAUGUAAAGUCCCCCUGCAGAUCCCUAUAUCCAACAGCCUGCUGGAGCCCAUCUCUAUAAGUCACAUUUCCACUGCCCAUACAGAACAUCCUGUUUCAGUGCACACUGUCCACUUACCACAGCAAAAACCUAUGGAGUGUCCUGUGGCAACAAACGCACCCUUACCCUUCUCAUCUAAUAUAAUGACACCCAUUGGCAGGCCCACAACUGUGUCACAUGAAACGGAUGAGGAUGAGGGAUUAAAACACUUUGAGCAGGAGGCAGAAAAAAUGGUAGCUUAUCUACAGGAUGGAGUGGCUGAUGAUGACAGACUUUCAGCCAAGAGUUCAGAGAAGCCCAAAACAGCAGGUUUACCUUUGUCUCAUGAAGCUGCUUUGAAGUGGUUUUAUAAAGACCCACAAGGAGAAAUACAAGGUCCUUUCAAUAACCAGGAGAUGUCAGAGUGGUUCCAGGCUGGUUAUUUCACCAUGUCUCUAUUAGUUAAAAGAGGAUGUGACGAGACAUUCCAACCUUUGGGUGAGAUCAUGAAGAUCUGGGGAAGAGUACCAUUCACACCAGGCCCUGCUCCUCCGCCUCUCCCAGUGCGUGCCGAUACAGAUCAAGAGAGAUUGAAACGGCAACAGGAGAUCAGUGCUCUAUACCAAUUACAACAGCUCCAAUAUCAAUACCUUCUCAGGCAGCAAUAUGCACAGGCCUUGGCCCAACAGAAAGCUGCUGCCCUCAGCUCUGCUCCUCUCCAACAGCAGCAGCAGCACCAACAGCAGAUCAACCUCCUCCUACAGCAAUAUCAGGCUCUUAAGAUUAGGGCAUCUGAAAGCCUCCUACCUGCAGUCACACGCUCCCUGUCUGUAACAGACUCUGGUUCUGUGUGGGAGAUGCAGAACACCUCAUCUCAGGCCACGUGUACACCAAACCUACAACAAAGUGCUCCCAGCACAUGGGAUGGUAGCAGUGUUUGGGAUUUGCCUAUAGAUUCAUUGGCACCGGCACCCACAUUAGAGCAGAUGCAGCAGAUGCAACAGCUAGAGAAGUCAAAAGCUGCAAAGUUGGAAAUGGAAAGGCGUGAAGCUGAACUGCGGGCUAAAAGGGAAGAAGAAGAAAGGAAACGAUUGGAGGAGGCGCUGAGGGCCAGGCAGGAGGAGGAACGCAAACGCCUGGAAGAGGAAGAACUGGCACGGAAAAAACAGGAGGAGGCACUACGGAGACAACGAGAGGAAGAAGAGGCCCUGCGGAGACAGAAAGAGGAGGAGGAAAGGCUGGCCCAGGAAGAAGCUCUGCGUAGGUUAGAGGAGAGACGGAGAGAAGAAGAAGAGAGGAAAAAACGUGAAGAGUUUCUCCGCAAACAGGAAGAGGAACGCAGGAAGCAGGAAGAACUGGAAACCUUAAGAAGACGUGAGGAGGAGAAGCGUGCAGAGGAGGAGGCUGCAGCUGCUCUGGCACAGCAGCAGCUGGAGGAGCAGAAGCGACGAGAGCAGGAGGCUCAAAGGCAACUGGAGCUGCAGCGGCAGAGACAGCAACAGCAGGAGGCGCUGCGGAAGCUACAGCAACAGCAGCAACAGCAUCAACUUGCACAGAUGAAGCUUCCUUCUUCCUCAAAGUGGGGCCAGCAGACGACUAACUCUAUAAACCAGAAUCAGAACACUCUGUCUCUAGCCGAGAUCCAAAAACUUGAAGAAGAAAGAGAACGUCAAGCGCGAGAGGAGCAGCGUCGCCAGCAGCAGGAGCUGCUGAAGCUCCAGCAGCAGCAAGCCCUUCUGCAGGCAGCACAGCCCCAGGCCAAACUGUCGGGAUGGGGCACUGUGGCCAAACAGCCUGCAGCUACCAAGUCUCUGCUGGAGAUCCAGAGGGAGGAAGCUCAGCAAAUGAAGCAGCGAAAGGAGCAGCACCAAUCCACUGUCCCACCACCAACCCGCGCACAGAAUCGAACAACUGCCCUGAGUAGCUCUGUGUGGGGUGCGGUCAACCCUUCUUCAAACUGGGGCUCAGACUCCAGCAGUAUAUGGGGGGACACCCACAACUCUAACAUGGGCUUCUGGGAUGAAGCAAUAAAGGAAGUCACCCAGCCGCCUGCACAAACUAGAAAAAGCAAUUCUCAGAAAAACAAGGGAAAUGCCAACCUCAGUAAUUCUUUGAGUGGGCGAGCCAGCAAAAAAGUCGAAGAGGAGGAGAAGCUGCUUAAGUUGUUUCAAGGAGUGAAUAAAAGCCAAGACACCUUUAUGCAGUGGUGUGAACAAACUUUGCACUCUCUCAAUACAGCCAAUAACCUGGAUGUUCCUACAUUUGCUUCUUUUCUCAAAGAAGUAGACUCGCCAUAUGAGGUGCACGACUAUGUGAGGGCGUACUUGGGGGACACUCCUGAGGCGAAGGACUUUGCCAAGCAGUUUAUUGAACGUCGUGCCAAACAGAAUAUGAAUCAAAGACAGGCUCCUCAAAACCAGUCCUCCAAGCAGCAGCAGGAUUCUGUAUGGGGCAGUACGGGAUCCUCCUCUCUUUAUCAGUCUAAUCAUAUGAGCGGUCAGCAGCAGCGCUUUGAAACAGUCACCUCAGGGAAGAAGAAAAAGAAGCAGAAGAUGGUUCGUGCAGACCCCAGCCUUUUAGGUUUCUCUGUGAAUGCAUCAUCUGAGAGACUGAAUAUGGGAGAAAUUGAGACUUUGGAGGACUUUUAAGGGACUGCAGCCAAGCAAAGCCCCAGUGACUUUUAUCCAGUUUGAACAACAGCUGUUUUACCCAAACCUCUCCCCUCGGCCCUGCUACUUUUUCAGUCUGCCUUGAUUUUUCAGUUUCUUCAACCAUCCCAGUUGUGACCUCAAAGGCAGACAUCUUUUUGCCUUUUAAAGAAUCUAUUUGAGCAGAAACUUUGAGAAUAGAACUACAUCUAUGGUCAGUGAAAAUGAAUAUAUAAAUAUUCAUUUUAGGAAGCUGAAAAUGUCAGCAGUGACCAUUUAAAAUCUGGCCUCCUUCUGGACUUUUGUGGGUGUACAUGGGUGGGGUGUUGGGAUUAUUAUGGGAAAGGGUAGACAGAAUAUAUCCAAUGUUUUUUUUUUAUUAUUUUUAUUUAUUGAAAAUGAUCCCCCUCCCUUCCAAUCCUUCUAUUCCCCUCUGUUUUGGCUGGGUGUUCAUGGAUAGUAAUGGCAUAGUAGAGCCCAAGGAUUCAUGCCCGCUAAUGUCCUGUUUUAAGGACAUCUUCAAAAGUUCCAACUAGUUAUCUAUUUCUUGUAAAAUACUAGGCUGUUUAAAGAAUAAAAUUUCAACUCUGCAUCUGUAUUAUAUUAUAUGGAAAUGAA
Molecule: messenger RNA, 4700 nt
Organism: Boleophthalmus pectinirostris (great blue-spotted mudskipper)
Lineage: Eukaryota; Metazoa; Chordata; Actinopteri; Gobiiformes; Gobiidae
Gene: gigyf2
Product: GRB10 interacting GYF protein 2
Exons: 29
Coding region: 126-4082 (1318 amino acids)
Biological process (GO): insulin-like growth factor receptor signaling pathway
Cellular component (GO): membrane; proximal dendrite; perikaryon
Molecular function (GO): protein binding
Source: RefSeq, a predicted model, not a curated record